Laccaria bicolor S238N-H82 is the source of this 1071-nucleotide messenger RNA. RefSeq lists its product as uncharacterized. The record is from RefSeq and is a predicted model, not a curated record. The transcript has 3 exons. Lineage: Eukaryota; Fungi; Basidiomycota; Agaricomycetes; Agaricales; Hydnangiaceae. The annotation marks the transcript as partial.
AUGUCCACUGCUGAACUUGCUCAAGCCGCUCAACAGGCCCAUACCCUCACUCCCGGGUUCUUGGAGGAUGUUAGGGUGGCCACCUCCACGCUUUUGAACUUUUACAACCGUCACAGGGAAGGUCUUCUGGCCCACCAACGGACGGUGGAAGAGGAUGCAUACGGGAAAGCUAAUAUGUGGUAUAACGCGGCCCAGUGGCUCAACCACCCUUGGAUUUUGGCGUACACGGAAAUGGCCCGAGCGGGACCAUCGGUUGAUUGGACCAAAAUGUUCUCGAUCCCACAACCCACCACCCCUACCUUCUUUAUGGAAGGUUAUGCCGGUCCCUCUCCCCCUUUACCUCCAUCUUCGACCGAUUCAUUGCUCCCAGUCACAGUCCCAACUCCCCCAUUGCCGGUACCGACAGCUUCAUCAUCGCUCCCGGCCCCAACAAAACCAACGCGUCGGGCAAAAUCAACCGAUCCUGUGCCAGCAGCUGAAACGAAGACCAAGAUCCAAAGCAAAAAAAGAAAAGGGGACUCGAUCGAAGCCAGGCCAAAGAAGACCAGAGUCGUGAGUGCGGAGUUCAUCAACAGCAGCAGUGAUGAGGAAACAUUGAAGCCGAAGUCGGAGUCACUUCGACCGGUUGGUGGGGAAGCAAAGGCGGUUAAACCCAAGUCCCAGCCCCAUUUCUCCUGCAUGACACCCAGUGCCGGCUUCAGUCUCAUCCGAAGGCCCAAGUUAGACCCCGACGCCGGUCCUCCCAAGACCGCCAUGGCCGCUUUAAGGCAAGCCAAAACUGCCGAACGUCUUGCAAAUCAGAAUGCCGCGAUUGCGAAAGGCAAUUAUCAGCUUGCGGAUAUCCCCUGUGAGGCCUGCAGCAAACGCCAAGAUCGAGACAUUGUUCCAUGCGCUAUCCGUUCCCCCCCACAACAAGGAUCCUGCUUCACCUGCAGUACGGGUAAGACGACCUGCACAUAUGCAGUAACCAAGAAAAAGGACACCGACAGUGAGGUCGAAGACGAGAUCCAAAAGGGGUUGCAGGAUCUUGAAACAGCCACAGUCUCCGGGGGAGAUGCCCAAGUGAAGAUC